AGCUGCGCCGGUCAGAGAGAAGAAAAUAGACUUUACGUGGAGUGACAAGGGCACCAAAGAGCAUUAACCACUUCAGACAGCCUUAAACGUACGUUUAAAGUGUUUAUGUCGAGUUUUGUGUCAUUUCCCGGCGAACGAAAUGUCUCAAAGAGUUCGCAAAAACGGAUCUCCGACGUCUAACUGCAGCGGAGCGAGCGCUGGAAGCCCGAGCGGAUCCCCGGGGAUCAGCGCCGCUGGAGUGAGUUUACUUGGUCGCCUGCUGCCCAUGAAAGCCACGGUUCCCUUCCAGCUGAAAACGCAGACACAGCACCCUCUACAGUCACGGACAGUCCUCUCCUCCACCGGUAACGGUAAAUGCCACAGCAGCGGAACCCACAGCCGGAGCCCCACGCGAUCCCUCUCCUCCUGUGCCUCAAACGUUUCUGCAGCCGCGUCCACUUCCUCUGCGACGUGCUCACAGUUCAUCGCUGUUUCCUCUGCCCCCUCCUCAUCAUCUUCUUCUUCUUCUUCAUCAUCUUCAUCCUCAUCCAGAACUAGUCCCAUUAUCGCUGUGCACGCGUCAAACCCCAGAGCGUCCCACGCGCAGGUACCUGUACCAUCCUCGUCAUCAUCACCCUACACAGCUGCGCACCUGAGCCCCCAGUGCUGCAGCUCAGACACUUCAGCCCUUACCUCUAAUUUAUCUGCCUCUCCGUCUUCAUCCUUGUCGCUGUGGUCGUGCGCCCACAGGGCCAAACCCCUCCAGACCCCCGAACAUGACAGACUGUCUCCGGAGAGGCUCAGUCCCAGCUCACCUGUCUGCACAGACAAGCAUAGACUUCCUGUGGCAGGGUCUUGGUAUACCACCAGCAAUAACGGUAGCAUUCGUCGCACCUCUUCUUUGGACGCGCUCACGGCCCCUUACCUGUCUGGACACUGGCCCCGGGAUGCCAACCACGCCCCUUGUGCCCCUUGCAUGAGGGACAAAUCCACCCAGGUCCAAACACAGACUUUAAUUUACCAUUUUACAAAAGAACUGAAUGUAACUACAAAAUAAGAGAAAUAACAUGUGAAAGUUAUUAUGCAUGAAAAAAGAUAGAGAGUGGAGAGAGAGUGAAAAGGAGGAAGCCUCUCCCUGGUUUGUUGAAAGAUGAGAGGAAACUGCGGCAUAUUUCUGGUGAAGGCAGACCGUCCACCAUCAAGCUGCAUUCUUUCUUGAAGCUGCCUGUUUUUUCCAGCUUGUUUUUUCUUCCAGAAGCACCACAG
Messenger RNA from Sinocyclocheilus anshuiensis, 1245 nucleotides. RefSeq names its product protein FAM117B. NCBI's taxonomy places the organism in Eukaryota, Metazoa, Chordata, Actinopteri, Cypriniformes, Cyprinidae. The transcript has 3 exons. Bases 140 to 1036 code for a protein of 298 amino acids. The record is from RefSeq and is a predicted model, not a curated record.